Messenger RNA from Paramacrobiotus metropolitanus, 3149 nucleotides. RefSeq lists its product as uncharacterized. The transcript has 5 exons. Bases 718 to 2226 code for a protein of 502 amino acids. NCBI's taxonomy places the organism in Eukaryota, Metazoa, Tardigrada, Eutardigrada, Parachela, Macrobiotidae. The record is from RefSeq and is a predicted model, not a curated record.
UGUCUUCGGUCUAUACUCUAUAUAUAUGUCAUUCAAUACUCUAUUUAAUUUUAUAGUCUCACGAGAAGCUGCAGUGAUCAACCCGCCACAGCGGGCAAAACAGGCUGUUCUCUCGCUUUUUAACAUUAACCGUAGCCUCUUCAUUUGCCCGCAUUGUACCUAUCGCGUUUUAGCGAUAAUUCCGACAGAAAUGUGUUCGAAUUACUUUUUAAAAACCAGAUUUAUCUUCGAAAACGUCGCACAUUAAAUCGAUGUUUUGGGUUAUUCGUCGAGGUUGCACAGUCACUUAUCCAAUGCUGUGCGACACUUUUCAUCAAGCUGAAACCAAGGACUUCCUGCAUUCCAUUUCGGAAUCCAAGCCAGCCUGUUCAUGAGUGUCUAGAGCGCAAAUCUGGAAAUUCCAUUCCACGAAUGGAAAUGGAAUGACGUAUAUCCGUACAUUUCCAAUUUCGCUGUUACCCGACUGUUGCCGAUGUUGCAUUUUGCACACGGUUUUAUUUUACGGAUUUGUAGCGAAAAUCGAAGACGUUUAUGCUUUUGAAAGCAGUCAAAGCACAGUAAAGAUUUAUCGAAAAGACUGGUAACAUUCUGCUUGCGGAAUUAUGUAAAUACGCGAUAUACUUAUUGCAACAUUCCGAAUAACUACACGACCCGUCUGCCACCGAACAUGCCCACCACAAUGCGUUACUUUGGGAACAGUGCUCGGAUGCGCGCGAGAUGAACUACGGGAACACGGUGCUAGUGCGGCGCGACAACGACCAAUGGUGGCUGGGAUACGUUCAGGAUAUUGACAGCGAUCAGUUCUUCAUCGACUUCGAUGCCAGCACAGUCAGCGCCGAGUGGAUUCAUGCUAAAGAUGUGUGCCCUCAUUACUUCAUCGGUGACCUGGACCGUCUUCCGCUUCCGGGCUUAUCCGCGCAUGUGGCGCUGCGAAACGAGGACAACGGUCCGCUGGUCUUCCAACCGGCCACUAUCAUGGAGAAUCUCCACUGCAAGUUCUGCGCUGUACACCUGGGUGAUUCCCGCGACCGCCGCAUCGUGCCGGUGCGUCAGCUGACAACCCAACUGCAGCCCGCGGGUAGUCCGCCAAGUUUCUUCGGAAAGCAUAACGGACUCGUCUACCGGAAGCAUGUCGUCCAGUUCGGCAAGGCCCACCUUUUGCGUCACCUAAAGUUCUUCCCCCAGCUCAUGGUUGAGGCGUGCCAGUUAGAGUGGGCCACUGGUAAUCGCCACUGCAGUGCCAGCUGUCGCUUUAGCAUCCUUCCGCAUGGAAUGGAUAGGUUUUACUUUCACUGUUGGAGUGGGCAUUCUGGGCAGUAUGAGUUUGGUGUACGCGUGUUUGUGCGGGCGGCAACGGACACGGUGACGUUCAUCUGCGCCGAAGUGCACGGUGAUUCCGCCGGGUACAGUGCUUUCUGGACCGUGGACUCUCUGAAGAAAGCCUGCCAGACGUAUCUCUCCCAACAGCAGUCCUUGCAACGGAAGCUAGAGCCGAGCACGAGCGCUAAAUUUUUUGCUCAGAUUGGUGGUGGCUUUGCAGCGGCUGGUCGCAAACUGUUCACGUCUGCCGACUCCCCAAAAGUUCCGUUGCAACAUGAGUCAGAAAUGUGCAUCACCGAUCUAUCGGCUACUGUUCUUGAGUGUGUUUUGGGGAAUACGGAUGUUGUUACUGAAUUCCGGGUCAGCCAGGUGUGUGCGUUAUGGAGACUUGUGCUGCCGAAAUCUAACAGCGAGCGUUGCGUGAUGUACGUCCUCCGUCCGGUGUCCAUUCGGGAACCGGGUGACUACCACAUUACUGCGGAACUGAGCGUCAAUGAACGCUACAAAUUCUCUGCGAUAAUGGAACGCAGCAUUUCUCCGAACACGCGAGCGGUAGCGUUGGUAGAUGGAAGAACAUUCAAAAAGCGCAGCUACGAUUUCCAGGAUGACUUGUUCGCAUCACGAAUGCAGAGCAUCAUCGAGUUAUUAGAAAAGAAAUCCCUUCGUGUGCCGCUUUUCAUCGCCAAAAACUUCAUCGAGAAUCCGGCGCGUGAGUGUGCUGCGUUCUUGAGACUAGGUCUCAAUGCUCAGACGGGGAAUUACGAAUGCCGGGAGCUGUCGUCAGAACGCGGAUGGAUGUCCAUGUGUGACGAACUGCGGCUGAUAAACUACACCGUCUGCGACGGAGUCGAAUUCUCGUCUUUGGGGAUGCAGUGGCAAACCAGGGACGCCAUGGCCGGAUACUGAGAGGAAGAUUGUCUGGAAACGAUUUGGCGAUAGAGGACAGCUGGACGUGGUGAUCCCGUUCGUGCGCUUCCGUGGCACGGAGACCGCCGCGGAGCAUUGCCGAGGCUUCAUCGCAGCGGCCAACAACGCCUGCCCAGUCGUUUCGCCGCGAGUGCUGAAAAAGGUCACGGCGAUGCAGCAGCGGUGGGUGCGGACGUUGGCCUAUCCCGAAGAGUGGGCGGCGAUCCGCAAUCUUUUCCGGAUGUUCAACAGUUUCCACGCCGACGACAUCCCGCAAUCCUGGGAUGAAGUCGAUUUGCGCGUGCUGGACUUGUCGCGGUUGAGCAGCUUGACCUUCGCCGCUCUAGACGCUUAUUACAAAGACUGAGCAGGGUUCUAUCUUGCGUCAUUCCAAAAGGGCAUGAUUGUGUUGUAGGGGGAUUUAUAGUGGGCUAGUUCUCAGUUAUGUUUUGCUGUUUGCUUUUUGUUGUCUGAUAUGUUGCGUUGGAGGAAGAGAUUAAUUCAUGAGUGGUUGUUUGCCCCCAAGGAUGUUCGGUAGUACGUGCUGUGUUCUGUAAUCUGGCUCUUCCAUCAUGUAUUUUUCUUUCCUACUGUACCUGUCUGAUAUUAUAAUAAUUUCAUUACUUUGUACCUCUUAUUUUGAGUGUGGACAAAUUUCGAUCGUCAUUCAUCAAAGGACGAUUUACUGUCAGCGGGAAUUUUGUUGAUUCACGGUAUUGCCCUUCACUUCGGUCUGUUUUUGCGUGAAUGGUAAUGGGAACAUUGGUUGUCAGUUACAUAAUAGUAUUCGCCUUUUCAGAAGCAAUGCACAUGAGUUACGUUCUCUUGGCUGUUUUAUUGUUGUUUUAUACUCGGCUUGUUUUCUUUAAUGGAUGGCAUGCGUCCUGAUUGUUGUGGCUAUUGUUUGUUGAGCAAUAGUGUUG